UAGUUGGUACAUUCCGGGCUAAACGGCUGCCUGAGGCGACACGUGGUCGGACUGGGAGAUUAUUGAGCCGCGUGGGGAGUGAAGAUUUGUAGAUUUUUGUAGAUUUUGGGGGGGAAUUUGGAGUUGUGUUUUGGUCAUGGAGUUUGAGGAGUCUGGUAUCGGAGAGGAAUGUGGGGUUUUCGGUUGUGUUGCUGCAGGCGAGUGGCCAACACAGCUGGAGGUGGCUCAGAUUAUAACACUGGGGCUUGUAGCUUUGCAGCACAGGGGCCAGGAGAGUGCAGGCAUUGUUACAAGUAACGGAGCCAAUCCACCCAUAUACACCACUCUCAAGGCCAUGGGGUUAGUGAGCGCAGCUUUUAAACCGGAAGACUUGAUGAAAUUGCGAUAUGGUAACUUGGGGAUUGGGCACACGCGCUAUUCCACCACAGGAAUUUCAGAGCUGCAGAACUGCCAGCCCUUUGUGGUGGACACUCUGCAUGGCAAGAUUGCAGUGGCUCACAACGGAGAACUCGUCAAUGCUGCUGCACUGCGCAAAAAGGUGAUGAGACAUGGUGUGGGUCUUUCGACUAGUUCAGACAGCGAGCUCAUCACUCAACUCCUUUGUCUGACUCCGCCCAUGGAGGAGGUCAACAGUCCUGAUUGGGUAGCACGCAUUAAAAACUUGAUGACGAAGACACCAAUGUCAUACUCCUUGCUGAUAAUGCACAAAGAUGUGAUCUACGCUGUGCGAGACCCAUAUGGCAACAGACCUCUGUGCAUCGGACGGCUGGUGCCCAUCUCUAAACUACACAACUCUGGAGGUGGAGAAGGAGACACAGAAGGUUGGGUAGUCUCCUCGGAGUCCUGCAGCUUCCAGUCCAUUGGAGCCAAGUAUUACCGCGAAAUCCAGCCUGGAGAAAUAGUGCAGAUCUCCAAACACGGGGUCAAGAGCCUGAACAUAAUCCCCCGUCCCGAGGGAGAUCCUCCAGCCUUCUGUAUAUUUGAGUAUGUCUACUUCGCCAGGCCAGACUCAAUAUUUGAAGGUCAGAUGGUAUAUACAGUCAGGCAGCGCUGUGGACGCCAGCUGGCCAUUGAGGCUCCUACUGAUGCAGAUGUGGUCAGUACUGUGCCCGAGUCUGCUACUCCAGCUGCUUUAGGAUAUGCACAAGUGUCUGGCUUACCCUACGUUGAGGUCCUGUGUAAAAACCGCUACGUCGGCAGGACGUUUAUUCAACCAAAUACUCGUUUGCGUCAGCUUGGGGUAGCGAAGAAAUUUGGGGCGCUGACGGACAACUUCGCUGGCAAACGAGUAGUUCUUAUUGACGAUUCUAUCGUGAGAGGCAACACCAUCUCGCCAAUCAUUAAACUGCUCAAAGAGGCAGGAGCAACAGAGGUCCACAUUCGUGUGGCAUCUCCUCCAAUUCGGUACCCCUGCUACAUGGGCAUCAACAUUCCUACCAAAGAAGAGCUUAUUGCUAACAAACCAGAGUUCAAGGACAUUGCUAACUAUCUUGGAGCUACCAGCGUGCGUUACCUGUCUGUCGAGGGUCUGGUGUCUGCAGUUCAGAGUGAGAUUGAGUUGUACAAGGAGGAGCAGAUCAGCACCAGCAGCAAGGCCAGCAGAAAACUGGGUCACUGUACAGCCUGCCUUACUGGCAAAUACCCAGUCGAGCUGGAGUGGUGAUGAAACACACCAGCAACACAACAACCAACAUUGAACCUCAUGAAAAUUCAGCCUGUAAAAAGUGGUAACCGUUGUAGGUAGAUCAGGACUACUAGACUGGGAGGUAUGAAAGGCAAUAGUGAUCGCAGCAUGCAUUUAAUAAUGCUCUACAUUGUCAAGGGUUUCCACUCUCUCAAGGACAUUUCAAUUUCAGUUCAUUCACCCUUUUGUAUAUUUCGACAAUUACUGUGAUGCAGCGUCUGCUUAAUGUGUUAACUUGUAUGCAAAUUUAAGCACAUUUUUGCUCUUCAGUUUUUCUCUAUUGAAUGACUGGUUCACUGACCCGCCUGGUGUGAAGAGCCCCUGAACAGUCUUGCUUCACUGAUGCAUCCAAGAUUAAUGCGUUAUAUGCAGAGUAUUUCCAUACAAGCUGUUUAUUAACUCUUAUUUCUGUAACAUUACAUUUAACCUUUGUAUUUCUAUCUGUAGUCAUGAACCUGUACAUGUGCCUUUUCUGCAACCACAUAGCAUUACAGUAUUGACAAAUCUAGAUGACCUUUCUCAGUUUUCCAUGCUCUUAAGAGAACACUUUUCGUUCAUAGUAAAAUGUCUGAAAACAGAA
Messenger RNA from Neoarius graeffei (lesser salmon catfish), 2264 nucleotides. It is a transcript of the gene ppat, whose product is annotated as phosphoribosyl pyrophosphate amidotransferase. The transcript is spliced from 11 exons. Bases 137 to 1663 code for a protein of 508 amino acids. The record is from RefSeq and is a predicted model, not a curated record. Gene Ontology annotation, biological process: purine nucleobase biosynthetic process; purine nucleotide biosynthetic process. Gene Ontology annotation, molecular function: amidophosphoribosyltransferase activity. NCBI's taxonomy places the organism in Eukaryota, Metazoa, Chordata, Actinopteri, Siluriformes, Ariidae.